CACACGACUCUCUUGAUGUCUAUCUCUAGGCAGGCAAGCAUUACUGCCCGUCAUCCGCAAUAGAUGCGCCAGAAUCCUCAAAUAAUUACCGAUGGUGUAGAGACUGAACCGCUAGAGGUCCCGCCCACUCGUUCGCUCGUGCAACCGGAGACUUCACGGAGGGUUCCGCUGCUGUCAGACUCUUGCUCAACGCUCGCCAGACUUGGAUAAGAGUGGACGGAGGGACUUGGGGCCGGAGAAGGGAUUCACGAGCUGAUUUUUUGUUUUGGAGACACAUUCGCCAGUGGAUUGAGAUCAUCCUGUAAGAUGUUUUUCUUCUACGCUGAUGGCUCCUUAUGUGGGCUUUUAACCUUGAGCUGUCCUCAGGGGGCUUUACUUCCUGUGCUAUUUGUACAAAUCUCAUUCGGGACAGACUUUAAGAUGGCAUCUCAGUCCAGGCUUGAGGGUCACACCCUGUGAUUCCUUCCCUGUGAAGUUUAUUGCCAUGCUUAGAUCUCCACCUUCUCCCUUCGGAAGAGGAAACUGCAAGCUCUAGUUCCCUGAUGAUGUUGAAUUAAGGCUGGACAGUGGUGAUGUCACUGCAAAUGAGUGAGGCAGAAGGGGCUGUGAAAGUGGAAGAGUGGCAGCAGACGUUUUACGCCUCUGACUCGGGGAUUCAGUCCGGGGCGACCACCAUUCGUGAUGAGGAGGAGUCUGAGAGCUGUAAGAAGUAUAGCAUCAGUGCCAGUGCUGUGGAGAGCGCCACAGACGUUGAGGCUCAAUACAGUCUAACUCGAGCCCAGAGAGUGCGUGCAGCCAUGUUCCCCGAGACGCUAGUGGAGGGAGAGACGGUGCUCACCACACAGAACAAUCCAGACCAGCCGACCAAUGUCCAGAGACUGGCCGAGCCCUCGCAGCUGCUGAAAACGGCCAUCGUACAUCUCAUCAACUAUCAGGACGAUGCCGAGCUGGCCACACGUGCCGUACCAGAGCUCACCAAACUGCUGGCCGAUGACGACCAGGUGGUGGUAAACAAGGCAGCCCUCAUCGUGAACCAGCUGACGCGUAAGGAGGCGUCCCGUCGUGUGCUCAUGCAGUCUCCUCAGAUGGUGUCGGCUGUGGUGAGGGCCAUGCAGAACACUGGAGAUCUGGAGACGGCCCGCUGCGCUGCCAGUGUCCUCCACAGCCUGUCCCACCAGCGCGAGGGACUGCUAGCUAUCUUCAAAUCGGGUGGCAUCCCCGCACUCGUGCGCAUGCUCAGUUCCCCUAUGGAGUCGGUGCUGUUCUAUGCCAUUACCACGUUACACAACCUGUUACUGCACCAGGAGGGAGCCAAGAUGGCCGUGCGUUUGGCCGAUGGACUACAAAGAAUGGUCCCCCUUCUGAAAAAGUCCAACCCAAAGUUCCUGGCCAUCACCACAGACUGCCUGCAGCUGCUCUCUUACGGCAAUCAGGAGAGCAAGUUGAUCAUCUUGGCAAAUGGUGGGCCAGAAAGUUUGGUGUUCAUUAUGAGAAACCACAACUAUGAAAAGCUCCUAUGGACCACCAGCAGAGUCCUGAAGGUGCUUUCUGUCUGUCCGAGCAACAAGCCGGCUAUUGUUGACUCUGGAGGUAUGCAGGCCCUCGGCCAACAUCUCACAGGUUCGAGUCAGCGUCUAACACAGAACUGCCUGUGGACCCUGAGGAAUCUCUCUGAUGCUGCAACCAAGCAGGAAGGUCUGGAUGGUCUCCUGCAUAUCUUAGUGAGUCAGCUGGGCUCGGAUGACGUGAACAUGCUGACCUGCGCUACUGGCAUCUUGUCAAACCUCACCUGCAACAACGCGCGCAACAAGGCCCUGGUCACGCAGAGCGGCGGGGUGGAGUCCCUGAUUCACGCCGUGCUUCGAGCCGGAGAGAAGGAGGACGUGGCCGAGCCGGCGGUCUGUGCCCUGCGUCACCUCACGAGCCGUCACCCCGACGCAGAGCUGGCCCAGAAUGCAGUGCGUCUGCAUUACGGCAUCCCCGCCAUCACCAAGCUCUUGGGUCAGCCGCACUAUUGGCCUGUGGUGAAGGCCACAGUGGGCUUGAUUCGCAACUUGGCCCUGUGUCCAGCCAAUCAGGCGCCUCUGAGGGACUCUGGGACAAUCCCCCGACUGGUCAACCUGCUUUUGAAAGCUCAUCAGGAAACUCAAAGACACGGCUCAGGGGCCCAGCAGACCUAUCAGGAUGGCGUGCGAAUGGAGGAGAUUGUGGAAGGCUGCACAGGCGCUUUGCAUAUACUGGCCAGAGAUCCGAUCAACCGAGGGGAAAUCGCCAGCAUGCAGACCAUUCCUCUGUUUGUGCAACUUCUGUACUCAUACGUGGAGAACAUAAAGCGCGUGUCCGCCGGUGUUUUGUGUGAACUCGCUCUGGAUAAGCAGUCUGCUGAGAUGAUUGAUGCAGAAGGAGCAUCUGCACCUCUUAUGGAGCUCCUGCACUCUCCCAAUGAGGGGAUUGCCACCUAUGCUGCGGCCGUUCUCUUCCGCAUCUCUGAGGACAAGAGUUCAGACUACAGGAAGCGUGUGUCGGUGGAGCUCACACACUCCCUCUUCAAGCAUGACCCUGCAGCCUGGGAAAUGGCGCAUGCUGCCAUGCCACUCGACCCUGGAUACAUACCAGAUGAUCUGGAUGCAGUGUACCCUCCAUAUGGCUACUCUGAUUUACCCAUGGAUGGCCUCCCACUGGACGCCGAGCUACAUGAGCAAUACAUGCCAGAAAUGACCUAUGACCCUCGACAGGUGUACCCAAAUCCUCUUUAACAACACUGCCAGCAGUCUUCAGGUCAAAUGAAGUGGGCGAAGGUGGAGACUACAAAAUGCUUUGUUCCCUGCAAAAGACGUGGACCGGGGAGGGCCUGAACAGUGCAGUGCUCGACGAAAGAAGAACAAAAACACACGACUUGCUUUAGUUCACCACCGGUCUGUUUGUGAUGUGAACUCUAAGCACUGCCUAACUCAUCUUGUUAUCUUGUGCUACUAACAGAGUGACGAAGCCUAAAAGUGUGGUGACGCGAUAAGCAUGUGAUCAUAACACGUACAUUUUGUACUUUAUAUUGUUUGUCCAAAGAUCUCCACUCAACUCCGUCCUAGAAAUGUAGCAUAGCUAGCUAGCGGCUCAGCCACACGAGGGUCCGUUUUCCUUUGCGUUCUGUGUAUUUGUGAUGCCGAGGCAUUGCUACUGAGUAGGAAAAAAACAAAAGCAACAAAACAUACAGUGGAAAAACAGAAACCUGUUUGUAUUUUCAUCAUCUGUUGACAUGAGAAGCAUUGAUAUGUUGUAUCUUCUAACAGGUCAAAGGCAGGUUUUCGUCAUUUUCUUGCAGUCUUCAUACAAACUUUUGCAUUGUUUAAGAGACAAACUGAUAUUCAGUUGUAAGGAAAUGCUUGCGGUGUAUGAUUUCAUGUAAAGAUCAUAUGAAUUUCAGGAGGCAUUUAUGGAUGAAUCAUUAUUCACAGUUACCCUGUAUAUGGCUAACAUAUUUGGACACCAAUAACUAGAACUAAAGAAAAUUAACGAUAUGAAUGUCAAUGGUUUUCAAAUUAAAUUCUCAAUAAGCACAUACGAGUGUCCAAAUAUAUAUGGCUACAUGUUUUUUCUUCCUUUAUUUUCUGUAAAUUAGUUGGGUUUUCUUUUUUAAUAUGAGACAAAAAAAAAAACAUUGUAAAUCAAAAAAUAGUGAUAGGAUUCAUACAUUUAGAAGUAAUUCAAUAAGCUAUAAUGUUACAAUGUAUGCCCAGUUUUUUUUUUUUAAAAGAAUUCAAAUACAUAGUGACUCUAAAGUGAUGUUUUGUUUUUCUUUCAUUGCUAUUAAUGUAAUUUUAUUUUUUAAUGGGGCAUGAUGUCAUCAUUGAGAUUUAGUUGUUUUUCUUGUACAACAAUCAAUAGCUUUGUUAUUUUGAUUAUGCUCUGAAGUUAUUGUAUAAUGCUGUUCAUUAUACUGUUUUACAAAAGAAUGAUUAGCAACGUACAUUAUAGUUCAUAGUUUUCAUAGUUAAUCCCACUUUACAAUUUUAAGGCCCCAUAUAGUUAUUCGUUCCAGUCUUUCAAUUCAAAAUGAUUAUUACACAGCUCUCUGAAACACCUUAUUCUGAUUGGUCGGUUGGUCUUGAUGACCUCGUUGACUGCAUUAUCCUGACUUUGUUUACUCUAGAAUAUUCGCUCUCUUUAUAUAACAUCCCUUAGACUUUAAAUAUUUUUUAUACAAAUACUAUAUUGUUUUACAUCAUUGUACAUAAUGCACAUCUUGUUUUGAAUGACAUGCUGAAGUAUGUAAUCAUAAGACUGAUUAUGAUUGCCAUAUGCAAGGGAUCUUGCACAUUUGCAUAUAUUUGAAAGGCAUUACAAUCUGUGUGAAGUGUGAUUGCUGAUUGAUGAAAUUGCAGUAAUUGUCAAGCAUCGUUCAUUACUCUAACUGUAGUGGGGAAUUUUGCUUCAUAACUACAAAUCUGCCUGCCAUCUGUUGCUUUAAGGAACAUGUCUGUGCCAAAAGUAGUUAAUAUUGAUAAAGACUAUUCUGAUUCAGUUGCCCCUGUUAUGCUCACUUUUUACCAACAUCUAACAGAAUUAUUGAGCAUAUUCAGUGGCAACUGCACUCCUGAUGAUGCUGUCAUCAUAGAGUAAAACAUUUCAACAUUCCCAUCUGCAAGAAAAAAACAUGCACGGAAAUGUCAACAGGAAGUUACAGUGGAUAUGCGUUUUUACUGAACAUUUUUAGUUUGACAGUAUUUUUUGUUUUCAAAUAAAUAAACUGAAUUAUAUUAACUGUC
Molecule: messenger RNA, 4763 nt
Organism: Pimephales promelas (fathead minnow)
Lineage: Eukaryota; Metazoa; Chordata; Actinopteri; Cypriniformes; Leuciscidae
Source: RefSeq, a predicted model, not a curated record